Arachis duranensis is the source of this 3301-nucleotide messenger RNA. RefSeq names its product pentatricopeptide repeat-containing protein At3g29230-like. Lineage: Eukaryota; Viridiplantae; Streptophyta; Magnoliopsida; Fabales; Fabaceae. Gene Ontology annotation, molecular function: protein binding; RNA binding. The record is from RefSeq and is a predicted model, not a curated record. Gene Ontology annotation, biological process: RNA modification. The transcript is spliced from 2 exons. The coding region runs from base 1434 to 3275 and encodes 613 amino acids.
CAUUCGUCACUCACUCACACCCUGGAUUGGAGAACUCUGAACUCUGAAGCAAAGGGAACCCUAGCCCUUCUUCGCCGCCGCCGGUCCCAGGUCGUCAGCGCCGCCGCCGUCCCCAGGUCAGCGCCGCCGCUUCUUCCUCUUCCCCGUGUCCAGAACCCAGUUGCUCGGCACGUCCUCUUCAUCUUCGCUGGGUUCACGGCACAGAACCCAGAUUGCUGCACUAAAUCAAUUGAGAAAUAUAUUUGGAAUUUUGGAUUGGACAAACGCGAAGCAGAAGCCAUUUCACUAGAUGUUAGUUUAGAAGAAGUCAUUUUGGAGUGAAAUCAGUUUUACAUCUUAUUAAUUUGGUGCUUGUUGACUGUACUAGAUUAGCAGGAAAAUCUUCGCCAAAAGCUAUAAUUAUAUUUUAGGAUGUAUAUUUAUAAUUUAUUUAUUAUUUUAUUCUAAAACGGUUUUUUCGGUUGAACCACGAUUAAACCGGUUAGACCAGUAAACCAGUGAACCAGUGACUUGAGCAGUUCAAUGACCGGUCCGGUUUUCAGAACCUUGAUAAUUAGCUUUGCUCAUUGCUGUUGUACUGUGAUGUACUCUGUUUUGUUACUUUUAUUGUGUGCUGUGCUGAAAAAAAUUGUGCUGAAAUUGUCCUCAAAACCUAAAAUUUUGAUAAUCCUUGUUAAUCUUUGGAAAAGUUUGUUGCUGCUGCGUAAUAUUUUAUUGUGUUAUUGUGUUUUAAUUGUUGGUGUUGUUGCCGAGUUACUUUCAAUUGUUCCUGUUGGUGUUGUUGCUUUAUUUUUAAUUUUAAUUGGUGGUGUUGUUUUAAUUCUAAGUCAUUCAAUUUUUCUGUUAGGUAUUAUGCCUCUAGCUUUAUUUUAUUGUCAUUCAUCAAUGAUUAAUUGAACUCUAAUUCAUUUUAUUGUCUCUAAUUCAUUUGUCUUAGUUUAGGGUGGGAUAUAUGAGUUUUUAAAUAUGGUGAUAUGGUGAAAAAGUUUUAUUUAUCUGAGUUUUCGCAAAUGUUCCACUAUUUAUCUGAGUUUUGCAAAUACUAGACAUUAAAGCUUGAAUAAUAUUUUGAUGUUUGUAAUUUUUAGGGUGUUUAUUUAUAAUUUAUUUUUUAUUUUAAUAUAAAACAGUUUUCUCGGUUGAACCACGAUUGGACCAGUAAACCAGUAAACUAGUGACCAGAACGAUUCGAUGAGCGGUCCGGUUUUUAGAACCUUAUUCUUUUCUGUUUUCCCUGUUUCACUUUUUAUAAAAUUUCAAAUGUAAAUAAAACUUUUAUGUUAAUUUUGUUUUGUGUCUAUUAUAAAAAUAUAUUAAAUUUGUUAAUAAAUUAAUAUAUUUUUAUAACAAUAAACCCUGGUGGGCAUAAUUCGAGGGGUUUUGCGACAUUUCAUUUCAAAACCCUUUCACUGUAAAGCCACUGUCAGCGACAGAUGCAAUUGCCUGCUGCGGCGGCGCGUGCGCCCACAUGGUUUUCCACGCGCCGCCUUCUCGAUGAAAAGCUCUCCGACCUCCACCGCUGCUCAAACCUCAACACCGUGAAGCAAAUCCAAGCUCAAGUCCUCAAGAAUGACCUCCACCAAGACCCUUACGUCGCACCGAAACUCGUCGCCGCCUUCUCCCUCUCCCGCCACCUCCCCUCCGCCGUCAACGCAUUCAACCUCGUAACCAACCCAAACACCCACCUCUACAACACUCUCAUCAGAGCUCAGGCCCAAAACAAGGCUCACCCUUCCGUCGCAUUUGAAACCUUCUUCCAGAUGCAGAGGAAUGGUGUUUUUUCAGAUAGCUUCACCUACACGUGUCUGUUGAAAUCUUUUGACGGUUAUAGCUGUUUUCGGAUGGUGCAGAUGAUCCACACGCAUGUGGUGAAGUUUGGGUUUUUCGGGAGUGAUAUAUUUGUGCCGAACUCGUUGAUAGAUUCAUAUUGUAAAUGUGGGGGUGCUGGAAUGGAUGCGGCAAUUCGGUUGUUUUUGGAGAUGGAGGAACGGGAUGUGGUGACUUGGAACUCUCUGAUUGGUGGGUUGGUGAGAGGUGGUGAGUUUGAGAAAGCCUGCAAGGUGUUUGAUGAAAUGCCUGAGAGGGAUGUGGUUAGUUGGAACAUCAUGUUGGAUGGGUAUGCUAAGGCUGGGGAGAUGGGGAAGGCGUUUGAGAUGUUUGAGGGAAUGCCCGAGAGGAAUGUUGUGUCAUGGGCUUCAAUGGUUUGGGGUUAUUGUAGAGCCGGGGAUAUGAAUAUGGCGAGGAUGUUGUUUGAUAAGUGUCCUGGGAAGAACUUGGUGAUUUGGACCACUAUGAUAUCUGGGUAUGCUGAGAAGGGGCUUGUUAAUGAGGCAACAAAGUUGUAUGAUAAGAUGGAGGGAGUUGGGAUGAGGAUUGAUGAUGGGUUUCUGAUAAGUAUUUUGGCUGCAUGUGCCGAGUCUGGAAUGUCUGCGUUGGGGAAAAGAAUUCAUGCUUCUGUUGAGAGGCGGAGGUUGAGGUGUAGCACUAAGGUGUUGAACGCAUUCAUCGAUAUGUAUGCGAAGUGUGGUUGUGUGGAUGUUGCCCUUGGUGUCUUUAGUAGGAUUGAAAAGAAAGAUUUGGUGUCUUGGAAUUCCAUGAUUCAAGGGUUAGGCAUACAUGGACGUGGUGAGAAAGCACUUGAGCUUUUCACGAGGAUGGUACAUGAGGGUUUUGAACCGGACAAAUAUACGUUCAUUGGUCUUUUAUGUGCUUGCACCCAUGCAGGCCUUGUCAAUGAAGGGUGUAAUUACUUCUAUUCAAUGGAGAAAGUGCAUGGGAUUGUUCCUCAAGUUGAGCACUAUGGUUGUAUGAUUGAUCUUCUUGGUCGAGGGGGAAACCUGGAGGAAGCUUUUCAGCUUGUGCGCAGCAUGCCUAUGGAGCCAAAUGAAAUAGUCUUGGGAACUCUUUUGGGGGCUUGUAGAAUGCAUAAUGAUGUAGAUCUUGCAAAAGCUGUGUGCGAACACUUGUUUGAGUUGGCACCACUGGAUCCUGGAAAUUUCAACCUUUUGUCAAACAUUUAUGCUCAAGCAGGGGAUUGGGUGAAUGUUGCUAGUGUAAGGUGGCAAAUGAAGAACACAGGAAGCCAAAAGCCUGCUGGAGCUAGUUCCAUUGAGGUAGAAGAGGAAGUGCAUGAAUUUACAGCAUUUGAUCAGUCACACCCUAAAUCAGAUGAUAUAUAUAGAAUGAUUGACAGAUUGAUAAAGGACAUUAGGCAGGUUGGAUAUGUUCCAAAGGCUUAUGUCAGCCGAAGUGAUGCUUAUAGUUUUAACUUUUAAGGAAUGAAUAUGAUGAUUUAAUUGUA